Molecule: messenger RNA, 1521 nt
Organism: Fusarium oxysporum Fo47
Lineage: Eukaryota; Fungi; Ascomycota; Sordariomycetes; Hypocreales; Nectriaceae
Product: heterokaryon incompatibility protein-domain-containing protein
Exons: 1
Coding region: 1-1521 (506 amino acids)
Source: RefSeq, a predicted model, not a curated record
AUGGCGACUACUGGAAUGCCUGUCAAAGACCUCCCUGCAACAUUCCGUGAUGCAAUAACUGUCACAAAUCAUCUUGGUCUGGAGUAUAUCUGGAUAGACGCCCUUUGCAUUAUCCAGCUUGAUGCAGAAGACUGGAGUUUGCACUCGGUGACGAUGGCGAAAGUUUACUCAUGCUCAGCAAUAACACUUGCUGCAGCAGCAUCAUCGGACGCACAUGGGGGACUCUUUCGCGAACGCAACCCUGCAAGCAUCAAUGGUGCGAAGGUCAAUCUCAAAUGGCCAUCACACGAGCUUGAAGGGGAAUUUUAUCUGGUACCAACAGACCCCUGGGAGAAAGCAGUUGCAAACUCACCACUGUUGAAGCGGGCAUGGGUAUUCCAAGAACGCCUUCUAUCACGAGGAACCGUUUACUUUGCUCACGAUAUGCUUUAUUGGGAAUGUGGCGAGCUCUACGCUUCGGAGCUUUAUCCUGAGGCAGGACCUUGGGAUCUGCAGUACCGAUACAAGAGAUUUGAUGUUGCUGAUAGGCUUCCCUCUGGUGUGCAGUCAGUAGAGGAUUACAGGUUCAAGCAUGUAUACACAGAACUUCUCACGCGAGAACUCAACGCAGAGAAGACAGUUACGGAUGAAGAGAUGUUUCUCUACGUAUGGGCUUCAGUGGUAGCUCAGUACAGCGUCGGCAAACUGUCGAAAGAGACUGAUAAGCUCAUUGCUAUUGAUGGUGUAGCUGAGCAGUUGACGAGUAUUGUACCGAGAGAGCAGUAUCUCAAGGGACUCUGGAAACAGGAAAGUCUUCCACUCUCUCUACUAUGGCGCACCGAAACGGAAGAGGAACCGCCGAGUACCCGCGUCGCGCCGAGUUGGUCUUGGGCAUCUGUUUAUACGCCGGUUGACUUCAACUUCUUGUUCCGAGCGCAGACUGAACCCAAGGUCGUCACGAAAGUCAUCGAUAUCAUCGCCCCCGACAAUGAGCCAGAGAGUCUCGAGAUAUCACGCCCUCCGGCACUUGUUCUUCAGGGCCCUCUCACCGAAGUGCGCUUUAGAUCUGCUUCACGCAGUGCACUAGGACCCUUGCAUUCAAACUGGUGGAAAAGCCACAACACGAUAAGAAAUCGCAUCAAGUUCUUGAAACCACUUGACCUGACGCCUAGACUUGUAUUCAUGGGGAAAGGCUUGAAGGCCGAUUAUCCAUGUGCUAUCUGGUUAGAUAGGGAGGUGCCAAAGAAUAGUCGAAUAUUCGCGCUCAAGAUUGCGGAAGCUGAUAUUAGACAUCCUUGGCAGAAGAGGUUACCAUCUGAGUGCGGCUUAUUAUUAAUCACUGAUCAAGAAAGAGGGACUUUUAGGAGAAUUGGCAUGUUUGAGAUUGCUGUUGAGAAAAUGAAGAGGGAUUGGGCGGACCAGAAGACAUCGUUCACGGCGGUAUCGAAGUUGAGAGACGGAAUAUGGAGUGAUUCAGGCAUAGACAAGAGGUUUUAUUUGGGGAAGGAUGAGAAAGACGGAUAUACUAUCAAGAUAGUCUAA